This is a messenger RNA of Yarrowia lipolytica CLIB122, 363 nucleotides long. RefSeq lists its product as uncharacterized. Gene Ontology annotation, molecular function: protein tyrosine phosphatase activity. The record is from RefSeq and is a predicted model, not a curated record. Lineage: Eukaryota; Fungi; Ascomycota; Dipodascomycetes; Dipodascales. Gene Ontology annotation, cellular component: nucleus; cytoplasm.
AUGAUGACGACCGCCAUUUCUCCAACAACGCUGCGAACGUGGAUGGACGGCGCCAAGCGGGUCUGUGUCGUGGAUGUCCGAGACGACGACUACAACCAGGGCGGCCAUAUUCGGGGAGCCGUCAACUUUCCCUCGGCCAACUUCACCAAGAGCUUUGAGGAUCUGGUGGAGACCAGUGCGUCUGCCGAGGCGGUUGUGUUCCACUGCCAGUUCAGCCAGGUGCGAGGACCCCAGUGCGCCCGGUACUACGAGUCCAAAAUCAAGGCAUUGGACUCCUUCAAGGGCCAGGAGGUGUGUGUUUUGUCGGGCGGGUUCAACUCGUGGUACGACGAGUUUGCUUGCACAAAGUACAUUGAGAGAUGA